This is a messenger RNA of Chilo suppressalis (striped riceborer), 3398 nucleotides long. The record is from the annotation of a GenBank genome assembly. Lineage: Eukaryota; Metazoa; Arthropoda; Insecta; Lepidoptera; Crambidae.
CCCGCCUCUUGUCAUCUAUUCUGAAGAAUAGGAAAUCUUAUCAAGACAUAUACGAUUUCAUUUGCGGUAGCGAGCAAAGACAAUGUAAAUCACUACGUUUCAAAAGCGGCAAAGCGGUGAAUUUAAAAAUAUUUUUUAUUACUGUUACGCCAAUAAUUUUGUUUUAACCUAAACAAGUUUUAGAAUAUUAAUUUUAAAACACUAAGCUAUCUAACAGUAAAAUGGCGCAUCAAAGGAAACAUUCAAAACGUAAAACUAUUCAGUAUAGUGACCCAGGAAAAAUUUUGGAACUGGUAAUGAAUCUUAACGACGAAACUUGUGCGCAGUCACAAACGAAAAUAAAUGCAUACUUAGCAGAAGAAUGCGAAGCAGAUCUAGUGUUCAUGGUAGUGGUGAACAUCGAACGGAUGGAAGCGUCUAUUGACGCAGUGGGAACAACAGAGCUGUCGCGCAAACGCAAAAUAUUUAUGACAACGAAGCUGGUAGAGGCAGUAAAAUCUUUUGCCGAGGUCGUAGAACCAUUCAACGCUUUUGCACAAGAUUUUCAAGAAGUGGUUGCCCCGUUUUUGCCGGCGGACAGACAAAAAAUACGGGUAACUAUGUACCCGAUACAAGAUCAGCCAUUCUCCGUGAUAGCGUGCUUGGUGAUGCCCAAGGUCCAGGAGGAGCACGUCACCGUUUACAUUCACGAGUGUUUCACAUUCAUUUGGCCCACCUUGAAGAAAUCCAUCCUCUUGGACUAUGAAACGUCGUUGAAAACCAAAUGUCAACAGCUAUUGCGCGUGACGAGACGAUUGUUCACUCAAGUAGCAUCUUUGGACACGCUGCUGGACAUAACGAUGGAACAAGCGAAGCAGCUGACGAAGGCGGAGCACUGCUGGGUAAUGCUGGUCGACGCGGAGAAAAUGCAGCUGGUGGGCUCCAACGCAAAGUCUAAGGACAAUAAAAGGAAAGAGCUGAGAUUCCCCGUAAACAAAGGUAUUGCGGGUCAAGUGUUAUCUACAGGCCACCUAAUAAACGCGAAGUCUGCGAAAGAUCAUCCCGCUUUCGAUCCUGACAUAGAUUCAAGACCAGGACUGGACUGCAAAACGGUUCUCUGCUUUCCCAUCCGUGAGCAAACGGGCAUAAUAGGCGUCGGUAUGCUGAUCAACAAGAUUGGUGAUCCCUAUUUCGAUGGAAUGGACGAGGAGAUGGCUCUAGCGUUCAGUAUUUAUUGCGGGGUGUCCAUAAUACACUCCAUGGUCUACCAGAAGAUACAAGAGGCUCACAUAAGGAACACGCUAGCCAACGAGCUGGUCAUGUAUCACAUGAAGGUAGGAGACUCGGAAGUGGAUCGCAUUCUGGAUUGUACCGGAUACCACAACCACCCACACUUGGCUAGUUUGCAUUUUAACCCGCGCGCAUUACCGCUAAGGGAGCUGCCGUGCUACGUCCUCAAAAUGUUUAAGGACCUCAAGUUUGACAGAAAAUUCAGCAUCUCUGACCAAAAGCUGACGCGUUUUAUUUUAUACGUGAAGAAAGGCUACAGAGAUGUGCCCUACCACAGUUGGAUACAUGCCUUUAAUGUUGCUCAAUGGGCUUAUGCUGCGAUGGUGAACUUCAGGCUCGUCACUGACGGAUAUCUGAAUGAUUUGCAAGCGUUGAUGUAUCUAGUGGCGGCUCUUGUGCACGAUUUAGAUCAUCGCGGCACUACGAACAGUUUCCACAUUCAAGGGCAAACCACCCUAGCAGCGUUAUACUCCAGCGAGGGUAGUGUGAUGGAACGGCAUCAUCUCGCUCAAGCAAUAUGCAUCAUCAACACUGAAGGAUGUGACAUUCUGGAAAUGCUACCAAGGAAAGACUACGAUAGAGCACUCAUGCUGCUCAGAGAUUAUAUCCUGGCUACGGAUUUGGCCAAUUAUUUCAAGAACCUAAACGAGUACAAGAUUAUCGCAAUGGACUUCCAGAAGGGUAACCGAUUGCACACGACUGCGUUGCAAGCUUUAUUGAUGAACGCGGCUGAUCUCAGCGAUCAGCUCAAGGAUUGGGGCAGCGUUAAGCAUACCGGUGCGGCAGUUUUGACGGAGUUCUUCAAGCAAGGCGACGUGGAGAAGAGCCGCGGCGACUUACCACCAGUUAUAAUGGACCGCGACAAGUGCUUCAUACCAGAACUGGAGAUACAGUUCCUGACUACCACUUGUGUGCCGCUGUUUGAAACACUCGGCAGAAUGCUACCAAAAGCAGCACCGUCCAUUAAAAUAAUAGAAAACCACAUCGAGAGGUGGGAUGCAGCGAAACCAAUUUUUGCUGAGGUGCCAAUAACGGCGGGUCUGUCCGUUCUACUGAGUCCGGAGCUAGACAACUUGAUCGAGCUGAACUUCAAAGAGAGGGAGCGACUGCGACUGGAGGCCGAGGCCGUUGCGGCCGAAGCUAACGACAACGAAGAAAAUAAUUAACAACUCUUUUUAUUUAACAAAGUUCACAAUAUUGUGUAGUCGAUAACUGAAAAAGCAAGCGCACAUUGAGUCAUUAAUAGUGGCGGCCACUAACGGCUUAGUGGCAGCCACUCGAUUUCUCUCGAUUCGAUUGGCGGCUGCGUCUAGUGGCUUGACUGAGCCACUAGUAGUCGCGUUUAGUGGCUCAAUGCGCUUGCUCAUAUUUGUUGAGCCGCUUGAAAGUUUUGUAAUGAGGGUUUUUGGAAUGAAGUGCACCAGGCGGCAGUACUGAGACGAAAGCUCUACUCAUUCGUCAAAUCACAUGUCUUCAUAUUUAUGGACCAUUUUAAAUACUGCUAAUGGACUAUAGUUAGUCACCUAAUACUGUCUGUCUUCUUUAUAGCAAAAGUACCAGCAACAGAGGCCCAAGUAUAAGUUUUGACAUCUCCUUAAUCGUAUAGCAUUGUCAAAUUGUUUCUAUGAGAACUAAGCAGCGCCUCUAACAGACGUAAGAACAAACUGGCUCCUUCCAUACAAAACUUGACGAUGCCGAUACGAUUACGGAACUAUCAACAUUCGUGUUUGGGCUUCUGUUUUAGACCAGAACCCCUAGCACGAACCAUUAUAGAAUUCGAAUAGUUUGCGAAUGCUAAAUGACAAUGUCAAAUUUUGUAUGGAAAAAUGAACAGCAGCACCGCAAACUACGUAACGAGACCUUAAAAUCAGUAUACAUUUGACAAAGACAUUUCGGACUCGCCAACGUUAUGAAUUCGAUAUUGGUUUGUGCUAAGGGUACAGAUUUAACUUUAUUCAACGUUUUAUAAUAAGGCAGCUAGUGAUUUUAUGAUCUGGGACUUCAUUUCAUGUACUUUUGUUGAUGCUAUUUAAAAUUAUAAGUGUAUUUUACCAUGAUUUUGUUUUCAUUUAGGAAGAUUUUUCCGUAUCAUUAUUUAUAGAAUAUUAUAUAUAAAUAAAAAGAGUAUC